AUGAUCAGAGCAAUAAUUUGCACUCCGCCAUGUCUGUUGGUAUCAAAUACAACUGAUAUAGUAGCAGUGGACCAUGGAAAAGCAAAGGUAAACUCAGUGAUUCUAGGCCUUACAAGAGCUGUUGCUAUAGACGUCCAUUUCAGCCUGGGAUUCAUAUUUUGGAGUGACGUGACGGAACUGAACAUCAAACGACUUCGGAUCGAUGACGAAAACACUACUACAGUUAUAACUAAUAUUGGUGUCUGCGAUGGAUUAGCCGUUCAAUGGAGGACAUCUCAGUUGUAUUGGACUGAUACAACGUAUAAUAGGAUAUCGGUAUCAGACCUGGAUGGAAACAACCAACUUACUUUAAUCUUCUCGGCAUUGGAAGAACCCAGGGCCAUAGCCCUUGAUCCGGACAACGAUGCAAUGAUUUGGACUGACUGGGGAAGCGCUCCCAAAAUUGAAAAAGCUUCCUUGAGCGGACAGCAAAGAGUCGCCAUCGUAACAAAAGAAGUGUACUGGCCGAAUGGAAUUGACCUCGACAGAGGAGGCAAAAGAGUCUUUUGGGUAGAUGCCGGUUACGACAGAGUGGAAUCGGUCGACUACAAUGGUAACAACAGGAAACUGCUUUUUCAGAUGCAUAGCCUACAUCCAUUCGGAGUAGCGUUGAUCCCUCCUUUCCUGUUCUUUACUGACUGGGUGACAAACAAGGAGUUGCACAUGCUGGACGCUACAACCGGGGAGGUACUCAAAAGUUUCAGUGUUAAUGGUGGGCGACCUAUGGGAAUUGUUGCAUACGACAGUGGGCGACAACCAGCAGGAUCAACGAGCUGCUCUCAAUUUAAUGGGGGCUGUAGUCAUCUUUUUGUAACAUGUCCAACUUUGAUCAUCCCACCGAAAGGGGUUUUACUGACCUCCUCUUGCGGCAACGCGUAUGGUUCAAAUUGUGUAUUUGGCUGUGAAAGUGGUUAUGGGAGUGUCGACGGAAAUGUCACAAGGACAUGCCUGGAAAGCAGUCUUUGGAGUGGGGAAAACAUCAACUGUACAGAUAUUCUUCCUCCAUCGUUUGAUGUCCCAUGUCCAGCCAGUCCUUUGGUAGCGUAUGCAGAGCGUGACACGUUUUCCGCUGAGGUGAAUUGGACAGUACCAACGGCCACUGACAACUCAGGAUUAAAACCGUCGAUAGACUCUAAUUUCCAUCCACCUAGGAGAUUUCUCCAAGGAAAUUACGUUGUUACAUACUCUGCAGUAGACCAAUCAGGAAACAAAGCCACUUGCAGCUUCACGAUAGAAGUAAUAGUCAUCAAUUGCACAUCACUAAUGGUAGACCAAGGGGGUCCCUUGCGCAUGGGCAGUUGUGGUAAUCAUUAUGGAGCGCGUUGUGAAUUUUCCUGUGCCAAUGGUUAUCGUUUGAAUGGUUCGUCAGAUGUUACAUGUGUUGCCAAAGGUGAUAAGCCUCCAGGCGUCUGGGACAACCCUGUACCUUCUUGUAAAGCAACAUUUUGCACUCCACCAUGUUUGUUGGUAUCAAAUACAACUGAUAUAGUAACAGUGGACCAUGGAAAAGCAAAGGUAACCUCAGUGAUUUUAGGCCUUACAAGAGCUGUGGCUAUAGACAUCCAUUUCAGCCUGGGCUUCAUAUUUUGGAGUGACGUGACGGAACGGAACAUCAAACGAUUUUGGAUUGAUGAGGAAAACACGACUACAAUCAUAACCAAUAUUGGUGUCUGCGAUGGACUAGCCGUUCAAUGGAGAACAUCUCAGUUGUAUUGGACUGAUACAACGUAUAAUAGGAUUUCCGUAUCAGACCUGGAUGGAAACAACCAACUUACUUUAAUUUCCUCGGCAUUGGAAGAACCCAGAGCCAUAGCCCUUGAUCCGGAUAACGAGUUUAAUGAUUCUUUAGCUGAUGGAUCACAUCCUUGCUCGCAAAACAAUGGCAUGUGCAGUGAUUUGUGUCUUUUAAAGCCAGGAGGAUACCAGUGCACAUGUCCGUCGGGAAUCGUUCUUAAGGAGGACGGAAAAAAUUGCGACUUUGCUUUGUUCCAAAAGACAAGCGACGAACUUUUUUUGCUCUUCGCCGAAGCGAAUCAUGGUGAAAUUUACAAGGUUCCUUUAGCAGUGGCGAACACACCUUGCUAUCUGCUUCAAAUCAACAGAAAUAUCUCCAGGCCCGUGGCUGUUGACUACGACCCAGUUGAGGGUAAAAUCUAUUGGACAGAUGUGACCCUGAAACUGUUGGCAAGAGCAUUUACAAACGGAUCGUCAGUUGAAAUCAUAGCGCACACUGACGUGGUAACGCCAGAUGGCCUUGCAGUAGACUACAUUGGAAGGAUUCUCUACUGGACUGAUACUGGAACUAGCAAACUUGAGGUAGCGCGACUAGACGGAUCAUUUCGGAAAAGCCUUAUCACAACAGGGAUUGAAAAUCCAAGAGCUAUAAUUCUAGAUAUACCUGAGAGACAAAUGUACUGGAGUGAUUGGGGAUCAUCACCAAAGAUUGAGCAAGCUAACAUGGAUGGGUCUGCCAGGACAGUUAUUGUAAGCUCUGGACUUGUCUGGGUUAAUGCACUUGCUCUAGAUUCGCAGAAUAAGCUGCUGUAUUGGUGCGAUGCAAAACUCGAUAAGAUAGAAAGGGCAAACCUUCAAGGAAAUAACCGAGAACUACUUCUAGAUUUGUCUUCUUACAACCAUCAUCCCUUUGGACUUUCCCUUUCUGGUGACACUCUCUACUGGUCUGACUGGAACAGUCAGAGUAUUCAUAAGUACAAUUUGACAUCUUCUCAAAGUGACGUGUUGGUCUAUGGAAUGGGAAGGCCGAUGGAAGUGCAUGUUUAUGAUGAGACAAAAACAAUCACAGGUGGGUGCACAGUCUGGAGUGGCUAA
Pocillopora damicornis (cauliflower coral) is the source of this 2868-nucleotide messenger RNA. Its product is annotated as low-density lipoprotein receptor-related protein 2-like. The record is from RefSeq and is a predicted model, not a curated record. NCBI's taxonomy places the organism in Eukaryota, Metazoa, Cnidaria, Anthozoa, Scleractinia, Pocilloporidae.